Molecule: messenger RNA, 2993 nt
Organism: Corapipo altera (White-ruffed manakin)
Lineage: Eukaryota; Metazoa; Chordata; Aves; Passeriformes; Pipridae
Gene: PDE8B
Product: phosphodiesterase 8B
Exons: 22
Coding region: 7-2670 (887 amino acids)
Biological process (GO): signal transduction
Molecular function (GO): 3',5'-cyclic-AMP phosphodiesterase activity
Source: RefSeq, a predicted model, not a curated record
GAAGGGAUGGGCUGCGCCCCUAGCAUCCACGUCUCGCAUAGCGGUGUGAUUUACUGCCGGGACUCGGAGGAGUCCAACUCCCCCCACCAGACCACCACCAUCUCGCAGGGCACCGCCACCCUGCACGGCCUCUUCGUCAAGACAGACGCAGCCGACUCCAUUCCCUCCGUCCUCGCUUACCAGAGCCGGCAGCCGCCGCCCUCCGCCGCUCCCCGCCGCAAGGAGCGCAGGGAGUCCGGAGGCGCCUCCGCCCGGUCCAGGACGCCCCACUGCUGCAGCGUCGAGGCGGAGACCCAGACCAGCAGCUCCAGCGUCAAGCAGGCUUCAACUACAGAAAUACAAGUUGGGCCCAUGAGACUGACACAAUACCCAAUUCAGGUUUUGCUCAUCUUUGCAAAAGAAGACAACCAAAGCAAUGGUUUCUGGUGGGCUUGUGACAGAGCUGGAUACGGGUGCAAUAUUGCCUGGACUCCAGAGUCAGCACUUGAAUGUUUUCUUGAUAAGCACCAGGAAAUAAUUGUUAUAGAUCACAGGAACUCCAGAUAUUUUGAUGCAGAAGAUAUCUGCAGGUCUAUUCGUGCUGUAGAGCCAUCAGAGCAUACUGUAAUACUUGCUGUGGUUCCACGCAUAUCUGCUGACCAAGAAGAGACUUCUGUUCUUCCCCUUCUUGAUGCAGGCUUUGAUAGGCAAUUCAUGGAGAACAGCAGCGUAACUGCUUGUUACAAUGAACUGGUUCAAAUAGAACAUGGGGAAGUGCGAUCUCAGUUCAAAUUACGAGCUUGUAAUGCAGUGUUCACAGCAUUAGACCAUUGUCAGGAAGCUGUAGAAAUAACCAGCGAAGAUCAUGUCAUUCAGUAUGUUAACCCAGCCUUUGAACAGAUGAUGGGAUACUGCAAGGGAGAGCUUAUUGGCAAGGAACUUACUGAACUGCCUAAAAGCGAUAAAAACUGCGCAGAUCUUUUAGACAACAUAAACACAUUCAUUAAAAAAGGAAAGGAAUGGCAAGGAGUUUACUACGCAAGAAGAAAAUCAGGAGACAGUAUCCAGCAGCAUGUGAAGAUAACACCUGUGAUAGGUCAAGGAGGGAAAAUAAGACACUUUGUGUCCCUCAAAAGGCUGCAUUGUACCAACGAAAACAACAAACAGGUCCACAAGAGUCACCAUGAAGAGAAGUACACAGCAGACAAUUCUCAAUCAGAAUCCAAUUCCUACAAAUGCAAGAACAGAAGGAAAGACUCAGUUGAUGUUAAGUCAAUAACAUCUCAAAGUAGUGAUGCAGCUCCAAGUUUACAGACCCGACGGUACUCUUCAAUGGCAAGGAUUCACUCAAUGACCAUAGAAGCUCCUAUCACAAAGGUUAUUAACAUAAUUAAUGCUGCCCAGGAAAACAGCCCCAUCACAGUAGCAGAGGCCUUGGACAGAGUUCUGGAAAUCCUGCGGACAACAGAGCUUUACUCCCCUCAGCUAGGUACCAAAGAUGAAGACCCUCACACAAGUGAUCUUGUUGGAGGUCUGAUGACUGAUGGCUUAAGAAGACUGUCAGGAAAUGAGUAUGUGUUUUCUAAGAAUGUGAACCUGAGCCACAGUCACCUUCCCGUGCCAAACACCAUCAAUGAUGUUCCACCCUGUAUUGCACAGCUCCUAGAUAAUGAGGAAACCUGGGACUUCAAUAUUUUUGAGUUGGAGGCUGUUACAAAUAAAAGGCCAUUAGUGUAUUUGGGCUUAAAAGUUUUUGCCCGGUUUGGGGUCUCUGAGUUUUUAAACUGCUCAGAAGUAACGCUGCGGGCAUGGCUGCAGGUCAUUGAAGCCAACUACCAUUCUUCCAACUCCUACCACAACUCCACACACGCAGCAGAUGUCCUGCAUGCUACCGCCUUCUUCCUUGGCAAGGAGAGAGUUAAGGGAAGUCUGGACCAUUUAGAUGAGGUAGCUGCAUUAAUAGCUGCCACCAUUCAUGAUGUAGACCACCCUGGACGGACCAACUCUUUCCUGUGCAAUGCAGGCAGUGAAUUAGCUGUCCUUUACAAUGAUACAGCUGUAUUAGAGAGUCAUCACACAGCACUGGCGUUUCAGCUUACAACUAAAGACGGCAAAUGCAACAUUUUCAAGAAUAUUGAUAGAAAUCGCUAUCGGACAUUGCGCCAGGCCAUUAUCGAUAUGGUUUUGGCAACAGAGAUGACGAAGCACUUUGAGCAUGUGAACAAAUUUGUGAACAGUAUCAACAAGCCUAUGGCACCUGAGGAGACCAGCCCACACAGUGAAGGCAGCGACACUGAAUGUACAGCCAAUAUAAAGAAUUUUCCAGACAACCAGACACUGAUCAAGCGCAUGAUGAUUAAAUGUGCAGAUGUAGCAAAUCCAUGUCGCCCUCUAGAGCUGUGUAUUGAAUGGGCAGGGAGGAUUUCAGAGGAGUAUUUCGCACAGACUGAUGAAGAGAAGAGACAGGGUCUGCCUGUUGUAAUGCCAGUAUUUGACAGAAACACCUGCAGCAUCCCCAAGUCUCAGAUUUCCUUCAUUGAUUAUUUUAUAACAGAUAUGUUUGAUGCGUGGGAUGCAUUUGCACAUCUGCCUGUUUUGAUGCAACACUUGGCUAAUAACUAUAAACACUGGAAAACACUGGAUGAUUUAAAGUGCAAGAGUCUGAGGCUUCCAUCAGAAAACAACAACUGACACAAAAUCAAAAAAAAGACCUCUUGCUCUACCAGUUUCACUGUGAAUCACUUACGGACUCUUGGCUACAAAGGGGAUGAUAUUACCUUUCCAGUGAAUUAAGACUACAUAACAAGAAGGAAAUAUUUCACACGUAAUUUUUAAGCUUCUCUGAACUCUACAGAAAAAUGUUUUUCAAUGAGGCUAUAUAAUCCACAGAUGACUAAGUGCUCUUUGGAAAUAAUAUUUUGUGGCAGCAUAUGUACUUCUGAAACUAAUUUCUAAUACUGAAUAUGCACUUGUUGAAUCUUGUAGUUGAUACAACUGUAUUCACUAACACUUCA